GAGACUCUAAGAGUGUGUUGACCGGGUAAAUUAUGUAUUGUAUAUGAACGUUAUUCAGUAUAGGCUAGGUGGGAGAUAGUGUUUAGGACGUGUUGCACGAUACGGAUGAAAGAAAAGAAAUUGUUUCUUGUAUUCAAGAAAGAAUAGGAAGGGAAUUUAUGUUGAAAUCAACUAAGAAACAAUAAUCCCGGAAACACUUUACUAAGAAGAUCCGACUGGUUGUAGAAUUGUAAUUACAGGAAGUAAGAAAACCAGGACAUCCAUAUUCCACUGCUUUUGUACGGUCCCAACUGGACUCCAGAAACACUAACUGUCACAGAUCACGUGGUACUUCUUUGAGUAUUUUUCACGAGGAUUCAUUAUUUGGAGGUUUGCAGACAGACAGUUAUAAUGGAAAAACAACAUAUAAAUGUCGUCAAUGAUUCAAAGGAAGAAACUAACGAUCAGUCUCUAAAUACCGAUAAGGUGAUAACUAUAAUAAAUAAACCCUCCGAACUAGGAAUAGAACAACAAAACGGUCAUUCUAAUAUCCUCGAUGUUGGGGAAGUAGAUAAUUCUGGUCAAAAGAGUUUUAAUGAUUCUCUCGAACCACCACGGAUUGGCAUAUCGACAAAUUCUGAAACUCUGGAAGACGACAGUCUAGAAAACAAGGACAAUGAUGUGGCAAAACAAGAUCAAAUACAAUUAGAGCCAGAGCUACAGAAUCCCAAAUACUCAUCUCUUCCUAGUGACCUAUCAGUUGAUAGUUUUCAUUCUGCGGAAACUCCUGGAGAGAUUACAGAUUUCACAGGAUUUAGUAUCCAGGAAGAACCGGUCCACCCAUCAGUAGCAACAGAAAAAGUCUUAGAUAUUUCAGGUUCUCAUGAGCCUUUCUUGGUGACUUCAAGUGUUCACGAGUCCAACGCCUUUUUGGAGACCUCAAGUACCCAAGAUUGUCCACGUUCAGUUGUUUACGAAUCUAAGCCUUGUUUAGAGACAUCAAACACCCAAGAUUCUUCAAAUCCAGUUGUUUGCGAAUCAAAGCCAUGUUUGGAGACCUCAGGUACCCAAGAUUGUCCAUGUUCAGUUGUUUACGAAUCUAAGCCUUGUUUAGAAAUUUCAAACACACAAGAUUCUUCAAGCUCAGUUGUUUACGAAUCUAAGCUCAGUUUGGAGAAAUCAAACACCCAAGACUAUUCAAGUUCAAUUGUUUACGAAUCUAAGCUCAGUUUGGAGAAAUCAAACACCCAAGACUAUUCAAGUUCAGUUCUUUACGAAUCUAAGCCCUGUUUGGAGUCACCAAACACCCAAGAUUCUUCAAAUCCAGUUGUUUAUGAAUCGAAGCUCAGUUUGGAGAAACCAAAAACCCAAGAUUCUUCAAGUUCUGUUGUUUACGAAUCUAAGCCUUGUUUAGAGACAUCAAACACCCAAGAUUCUUCAAAUCCAGUUGUUUAUGAAUCGAAGCUUAGUUUGGAGAAACCAAAACCCGAAGGUUCUUCAAGUUCUGUUGUUUACGAAUCUAAGCCCAGUUUAGAGAUUUCAAACACACAAGAUUCUUUAAGCUCAGUUGCUUACGAAAACUCCUCAGAUAUAUCAGCUGUUCAUGAUUCUCCCUCGGAGAUUGUUUCUGAGCCUGUUCAACACUUGGAGAAUUCAAAAGUCCAGCAGCCAAUCUUGGAAAAUUCUUGUUCUCACGAGUUCUUAGAUACAGAAGCGGACCUUUUGUCAAAAGUAUCUGACCCAAUAUCAAUACAAGAACUUCAAAGUGCUGUUGAACCACAACAUUCAUUAUUUUCUGAGAGUCAACCACAUGACGAAAUUCCAAACCAUUCAACACUCAUAGAAGGAAGUUUAGACAAAAAUCUAAGAGAAGAAUCUAAAUCUAUAAGCCUCGUCAAUAUUGAAAACAAAAAAGAACCACUAGGAUCUUCAGAACCUACUGUGUCUAGUGACACACAGUACGAAAAAUCAUUCGAGAAAUUAAAAGAAGAAUCAGUAGAGUUAUCAAAAACAAAGACUGGAGACACUGGUGCUCAUAAUUCAUUCACUACAACAGAACAAAAUAAGUUUGAACCAAAUAUUUCAGCAAACAUUGCGGAAGAUAAAGAGAUCGAAGCCUCUGCAGUAAACGGUUUUGCAGCUUUAAAAACAAUGGAGCUUGAAAAUAUAGAUAAAGUAGUCAUGGAAGAAAGUGUGCUUGACAUUGAAAUUCAAUCUCAAAUAGAGCGAGAGGAAGCGUUUUUAAGGGAUCACAAUCAAGCAGAGAGCUUACGUUCUCUUGAAAACAAGAAAGAAAUUAGCAAACCUUUUGUUGUAGUCGAAACCUACUAUGACCGUCCUUCUAGUGCCCAACGUUCACUUUCUCCUCAAGAUAGCAUGCAUCAAACCGCGGAGAAAUCACCCAACAGUGUCAACACAGAAUCAAAAAUCGCCAUGGAGAUAAGGGAAUUGAAAGAAAGAGAGGAUGAACUUCGCAAAAUGAGGAAACAUUUGGAUUCUUUUUCUACUAAAGAUCACGAGACUUGGUCUGCAAAAAAUAACUACAUAGGAAAAGAUACAUCUUUAUCUUCUAUUGAUUCGACAACCAAUAGUAACGCAAAAGAAUUGCCAUUUGGAGAUUCUCUUCAUUCAAAUAAGAAUACUCCAGUGCACUCUCUAUCUCUCAGAAGAAAAGAGGAAAUUCGAGUCCGACCUCUUAUAGAUACUGAAUUGGAAGAAGAAAAGCCUGUUUUUCAACUUUUAAAGGAGUCGCCGGUGGAACGGGAAGUUCGAUUAGCAAAAGAACGGGAGGAUGCGUUGCGGAAACAAAGAGAGACGCAACAACCUUUUAUUGAAAUGAAAACAAAUGACAGGUUCCAAACCCCCACAAAACAGUCAUCCAUAGACUACAUUAGACCCAACACUCUUCUUUUGUCAAAUGGGAGACAAGGUACACAGAAAGCCCUGGCAACUACAAGAAUUCAACAAGAAAUUGAAGAACAAACUCAACGGGAGAUGGCGCUCAGAGAGGCAGGUCAAAUUCAAACUAUUUCACAGGAACGAACAGAUGCAAAAGUAAGCCGGGUUGGAGAGUCGAUUCAAACAGGGAAUUUCACUAAAGAGUACGUUAAUGUAACUCAAAAGUUAGAGAAUUCUGCAAUAAAACCUCCAUCACCCACAAUCCAAAUUUUUGAAAAAGCUCCUGCCCCAAAUAAUAAAGAGGUAAACGGAGCUGGAGUUAACGGUCUACCCAAAGUUCGGUCUCCAAACAGCUCUUCUAGUUCCUCUUCUUCCACAUUCCCACUUGGAAAAAAAUAUAUUCCUCAUAAUACAGUUGGUCGUAGUAUCAGCAUGCAGAAAUUCAUUGCCAGUAGAGGCAAAGAAAUUCGCUCCAUCACCAGUCCGGCUUUAAAGAGCCCAAGUGGUACACUUCCAAUUGGAAAAGCAAAUGGACACCAGGUCUUAGAUAAAGGAGGAUCGUCUGUAAAACCGCAGAGGAAGUCAAUCUCUUCAACAGAAACCAAAAUACAGGAAGAAUUAAAGGAAAUGAAAUCUCGAGAAGAAGAAUUAAGACGACAGCGAGCUCGUCAGCUAGGCCGUUCUCAACCUAACCUGCACCUUAUAGACAACGAUAAAGAUUCAACAAAUGAAAAUAAUGAAAUGGAUUUAGGCGAUCGAUCGAACAGCAACCCAAAUGUGGCUGAUAAUGGAGUUUUCACAGAGAAAAAGGAUGCAACCGUAGAAAAGACACGACGCAAGAGUGCCCUCAUCGCCCAGUGGGAGCAGAUGAUAAAAGAAGCAGAGAUCAGAACAUGAGAAAUAUACCCGCAAGAUAUUGUUGUCCUCUUUGGUAGUACAAGGAUGAUUGUAACUUUAUUUCAAUCCUUGCCACGCAGAGAUUUUUCAUUAAUAUAUAUACAUAUAUAUUCCUUAUAAAUAUAGAAACAUAAAGUUUCAGAAGAGUCAACACUAGUAGUUUCUUUAUUGAAUUCUUUGUCAAAACGGUUGUAUACGUUUGUGUUCUAACACUCAAAGUAAACCUCAACUUAACGAAAU
Molecule: messenger RNA, 4014 nt
Organism: Limulus polyphemus (Atlantic horseshoe crab)
Lineage: Eukaryota; Metazoa; Arthropoda; Merostomata; Xiphosura; Limulidae
Exons: 4
Coding region: 391-3774 (1127 amino acids)
Source: RefSeq, a predicted model, not a curated record